AAAGAAGUUCACCAUAUUGAUGACGUAUUUCACAUUUCCGGGUGAAUUUAUCGUUACAUUAUUGUUAUUAUUUCCAGAUUAUCAAGAACUUUCCUUUCUCUGUAUGGCUGAUUCAUUAUAGAGAAAGAGGUAACAGAUGGUUUGAAAUACAUUCAUGUUAUUUGAUGGUGAGCUAUUGAUAUAUGACCAAUGGGUCAGCAGGGAAGUACACAUGAUCACCAUACUGUAGAUACUGUACAUGGUAAACUAAAACAGCAUUCAGAAAUACUCCGGAGGAUUGCCAAACUGUCGUAUAAAGAGUUCAAAGACUCGGUUACAGAGUUAAAUCAGGUGACCUCGUCAUUUACAGACCAGCAUGGGAAACAGUUACAGUUCAAUGUAGUGUCAGGGUCAGAUGAUACUAUUCUAUGGAAAGGAACAGUUAAAGUAGAGUGUAAAAAGGUUCUCCCAAGAACCAACAAGGAAUGUUCAGUCCGAUAUCUAAGUCUACGUCAAUACAUCAUGGUAUAUAAAGAGAUAACGGAGCAAGUAUCAAACCUUCAACCGGCCUCACCAGGUGGUUCAGCUGCCAGAAUUGACAUCUGUGCCUCAAUGAUACUAGAUGAAGCGGAGCACAAAAGUCUAGAACUUGAGGAAGAAUGUUGUAUAUGCAUGACCAAUGAAGCUAAAACUAUUCUACCAUGUGCACAUAAAUUCUGUGAAAACUGCUGUAGAGAAUGGAUGGAUACACACCGUACAUGUCCAAUAUGUAGAGAAAAAGUAUCAAGUACUGCAGACACAUGGGAGUUGACAGAUCCCCCAGAUUCCACAGAAUAUGCUACAGAGGUGCGGGAAGUUCUUGUGGGCAUUGCAGAUAGACGUACAAAUAGACACUCAAGGAGUAACUCUUCAUAGCAGUGCUAUUUAGUUCUCUUUUAUAAAUCCAGUUAAAAAGAAAGUGACAUUAUGCCCAUUUUUUGCUAUUGACUAUUAGAAUGGAUAUAUUUACCAAUUAUUGUGGAAAAAUGUGUAGGAUGAAGUAUAAAAACUACCUAUAAUAUAAAAAAUACUGUCCCACUUUUUUUUUAAAUUGAAAAAUAUCAAUUCUUAACAAUGUUAACAGAAAUGUCCGUGGGUCUAGAGGAUUAUAAAUUAUUUUUGCAGGAUAAAAUAUAAAAUUGAAUACCUUUGAAUUCAACGUUUAAAAAGUUGAGUUUACAUUUUGCCAUAAUUUCUUUCAUUUUUUAAUUUACUUAAUUUUCUUGAAUGAUUAAAAAGUCACGUAGCCCAAGGGAAUUUCAAUAAAUAUCCAUUGGAAUCUGCCAUUAACAUUCAAAUUAUAAAAAAGAGCGGACAGUCUUUUUAUAUUUUAGGCAGAUUUAUAUUUUAUGACAUAUUUCUUUAUCAACUGUUGGUCAACAGUCAAUCUAUUGAAAUACAAAGUUUAUUCAGCAAAACUUGACAAUGAAAAAGAGCAUAAUGUCACUUUAAUUGUUUAAAAUAGACCAACAUUGUGAUAUGACUUAUAUGUUUUGUUGGAAUUUAUAGGUGAUUGAAAUAUACACACUAACCACAAGUUCCUUCAAACAACUAUUUAAGUCCCAGUGAAAUCUGCCAUAUAGAUUUACAGCAAAUUAUAUUUAUUGUUUAAGUUAUUCAUUCUGUUGUUUAACAUAAUGUAAACAUUACAAAAAGAUUAUGUAAACAUUAAGAAAAAAUUACAAGAAAUCAUGGUGUCAUUUUCUUGCAUUGAAUUUAUGACAUGUACUUUGUAAUUAGUAUUUUGGAUGAUGGAAAUGAUACACUUGAAUCAUACACGCAGAAGAAUGAUCAAAAUAUGACUGAAACUUGUUUCUAUAUGAGUAAUUCUUUUAAUGUUUUAUAUAAGUACAUGUGUAUUGUCUGAUUUUGAUUUGUAAUUGAUGAAACGUUUUUGAAUGUAUAUAUGUGAAUGAAAAGUGUGCUAUACAAAUAUGAUUUAUCAUAUUAACCUAAAGUCUUCUAGCGGCAACAAAUUCUUCCAAUGUCACCAGUGCUAGCUGAUCAUGGUCUCCACUGUUUGCCGUUCAGUCAGUACAUAUUUUAAGAUAAUUUCCCCUAUAAUCGAUUAAUGGUUUUGUCUGUGUUGAAAGAUUGGCAAAUCCAUUUAAGAUAUUAAGCAUGGUUAGGGUUAAUGUUAAUGGUAAUAAUUAUCAUAAUAGGUACAUGUUCAAUGACUCAUUAUAAAGAACAAUGCUAUUUUACUGCCAUUUUGAAGAUUUAAAAAGCGGGUGAUAUAUGUUCACUGUCCAUAUUUUUGUGCUGUUCUCUACAAAUCCAUACAUGCAAUCUCUACUUAGAGUCGUUGCCCUUAGUAGUAAGUAACACACCUUCGUUUCACCACAGUGACAAAGCAUGUGAUAGCAAAAAACUUCUUUAUUUUAGAAAUACCAGUUAUACUGAUGAUAAUGUGGUCAUUUAUUAAGGGCUGUAUGAAUCAAAACUUUGACAAGGCAAAUACAUGUAUUUUAGAAAUCAGACAAAACUGUAUUGAACUUAUUCAUCAUUGUACACAUUGACCAGUUUCAAAUUUAGCCUAAGACAUUUUUGUAAAGCUUCUACAGUUGUUUACAUUUAAUCAUGAAUUUCAUCAAUAAUUACCAAAAAUUACUGGUUUAAAAAGAUUAGGAAAGAGAGUAAAAUGCUACAUUUUUGUAUGUAUUUUGUUCAGUUAUUUGUAACUUGCCAAUUGUUCUACUGAUUUUUUAUAAUGUGUUCUUUAUAAACAUCUUACCAGUUGUACUUUAUGAAACUACUAAAUAUUAUGUUGGAUAUACAUAAUUAUGUAUAAUUGAUAUAACAUGGGAAAGAAGACUCUUGUUAGAGAUUUGGUAAGAUUUAUUUUUGUUACCAGCCUUUCUUUAACCUUUAGUCUGUUGGUGGUGACGGAUUCCACCCAUGUGAUCAGUUCAGAACACUUUAGUUCCGUCUGCUCAUGGCCUGAACUGUUCUAUAUUCAGUCAGUUAAAAUGAUGAUUGGUUUUGUCCCGAUUGAAGGAUAGACAGCCCAUAAAAGAUGUUGAGCCAGGUAAAGGUAAGAGACGUCCAUUAUUUUCUGACAUAGUAUUGUUUGUGUGUAUAUACAUGUGUAUGACUAACUGUAUAGUUCUAUGGCCAAUUUGUUCUAUGCAGUAAGCAUUUUUGUAUGUAAUUUAUUAUGUAACAUAUGUUAGUCUCUUCUAAUUGAUUUUGUUAGUGAAAUGUUACUGUUUUUACAUACUUUUAUAUAUGAUAAACAAGUUUCAGUAAUUGUGUUUUUUAUAAAUAUAAUUGAUGAACUAUAUUUGAAUAUAUGUAAUAAACAAUUACUUAAAUAAAACAUUUUGCUUGUU
This is a messenger RNA of Ruditapes philippinarum (Manila clam), 3350 nucleotides long. Its product is annotated as RING finger protein 141-like. The transcript is spliced from 6 exons. Gene Ontology annotation, biological process: protein autoubiquitination. The record is from RefSeq and is a predicted model, not a curated record. Gene Ontology annotation, molecular function: ubiquitin-protein transferase activity. NCBI's taxonomy places the organism in Eukaryota, Metazoa, Mollusca, Bivalvia, Venerida, Veneridae. Bases 190 to 894 code for a protein of 234 amino acids.